Medioppia subpectinata is the source of this 921-nucleotide messenger RNA. NCBI's taxonomy places the organism in Eukaryota, Metazoa, Arthropoda, Arachnida, Sarcoptiformes, Oppiidae. The record is from the annotation of a GenBank genome assembly.
ACCCUCACUACUGAACCGCUUGGCAUCGGUUGCGCUCCGGAACUCAUCCGUUGUAACGAGAUAACAGACACAGUUAUGUGGGCGGGUUUGGUGCCAAACCUGGAGAUACUAAUAAUCAUGGAUUGCAUUAACAUAUCCGACGAAACAAUAGCCGCGAUUUGUCAAAUGUUGCCCAGUUUGAAAAAAUUACAAAUCCAGGCUUAUCACGUGACGGACACAUCUAUGGCAUAUUUUGGUAGUACAUUAGCCAGAGAGAAUUUACGCGUAUUAAUGCUACACCAUUGCUGGGAGUUAUCUAACCAGGGUGUUGCCAAUCUGGCACAUGGUUUGCCUAAUUUACACACACUCUCACUAUCGGGCUGUUCAAAAGUAUCGGACGAUGCGAUUGAAGUGAUCGCAGAGCAGAUCCGAGGGCUCCGGUAUUUGGACCUCUCGUGGUGUCCACGUGUUAGCGAUGCGGCCCUCGAAUACAUUGCCUGCGAUUUGUCCGACACUUUGACACACCUUAUACUCGAUCGUUGUCUACACAUCACAUGUAUAGGCAUGGGAUACGUGGCAACGAUGACCCGUCUCUGCCAUUUGUCUCUGCGAUGGUGUCCUCAGGUCCGGGAUUUUGGACUCCAGACCCUGUGUUCUAUGCGCUCAUUUAAAAGCCUGUCCAUCGCUGGGUGUCCGCAGUUGACAAUCGGCGGUCUCUCGUGUUUAGUACAAAUGCAAACAUUACAGGAACUCGAGUUGACUAACUGUCCGGCGGCUACCAAAGAGCUCAUCAACUAUUUGCGCGACAAGACAAAUGGCAGAGACGGGUCAUCGUUGCCACGUAUCCCAUGCCUAUGCAUGUCAUGUGUAGACAAAUGGCAGAGACGGGUCAUCGUUGCCACGUAUCCCAUGCCUAUGCAUGUCAUGUGUAGACAACUGUAA